AUGAGUCUCCCUGAAGCACCCCGUCCUGUUCACGAUGUAUCUGAUCAUUAUCCCGACAUGGAGAAGAAGCAGUUUCCCGAAGAGCCAGCGGAGGACCCCUUCGGAAAUGAAGAUGCCGGAGAGGUGAAGUAUCGUAUUAUGCCAUGGUGGCAAGCUGGAACGCUAAUGGUCGCUGAAAAUAUCUCCCUCGGUAUUCUAUCUCUGCCAUCUGCUGUAGCAACCCUUGGAAUCGUCCCCGCCUUCAUCCUGAUUAUGGGACUAUCUGGUAUCUCAUGGUAUACUGGAUAUGUCAUGGGUCAAUUCAAGCAGCGGUACCCCCAAGUUCACAGCAUGGGUGAUGCCGGAGAACUACUCUUCGGCCCCAUCGGACGCGAGAUCUGCUUCGUCGGCCAGCUGCUGUUCAUCAUCUUCUUGAUGGCCAGUCACAUUCUCACAUUCUCGGUGCUCUUCAACACGAUCACAAACCACGGUACCUGCACCAUCGUCUUUGGAGUUAUCGGCCUAGUCGUCAGCUGUAUCGCGGCUCUUCCUCGAACAGCAGAGAAGGUGUUCUGGAUGUCCAUCGCCUCCGCUAUCAGUAUCCUCAUCGCUACCAUCGUCACUAUGAUCUCCAUCGGUGUCCAGGCCCCUGAUGAUGUGCAGAACGAUAUUACCACCUCCCCAACCUUCCAGGAGGCUUUCUUGGCAGUCACAAAUAUCGUCUUCGCCUUUAUCGCUCACGUCUCUUUCUUCGGUAUCAUGUCGGAGAUGCAGGAUCCUCGCGAUUUCCCCAAGUCCCUCGCUAUGCUUCAGAUCGUCGAUACCACCAUGUAUGUCGUGACUGCGAUGGUCAUCUACUGCUAUGCCGGUCCGGAUGUCACCUCGCCAGCUCUUUCGUCUGCUGGACCUUUGAUGAAGAAGGUUGCCUACGGCUUGGCUAUCCCUACAGUUAUCAUCGCCGGUGUCAUCUUCGGCCACGUGGCGUGCAAGUAUAUCUACGUCCGAAUCUUCCGCGGCAGCCGCUCCCACCACAUGCACCAGAGGAACAUGCUGGCUACAGGCACCUGGGUUGCGAUCGGUCUGACCACCUGGACCAUUGCCUGGGUUAUUGCCGAGUCGAUUCCUGUGUUCAACGAGUUGCUGAGUCUGAUUAGUGCUAUCUUCGGAAGUUGGUUCAGUUAUGGUCUCCCCUCCAUUUUCUGGCUUGUGAUGAACAAGGGCAAAUGGUUCUCCACACCCAAAAAGAUCGCCCUGACGAUUCUCAACCUCGUGAUUUUUGGAAUCGCCCUUGCUAUUUGUGGCCUGGGACUGUACGUUUCGGGAGUCGCCAUCAACGCAAGCUCGAGCAAGGCCAGCUGGACCUGCGCCAACAAUGCCUCCUAG
Penicillium paradoxum is the source of this 1362-nucleotide messenger RNA. RefSeq lists its product as uncharacterized. Gene Ontology annotation, molecular function: amino acid transmembrane transporter activity. The transcript is spliced from 8 exons. The record is from RefSeq and is a predicted model, not a curated record. Lineage: Eukaryota; Fungi; Ascomycota; Eurotiomycetes; Eurotiales; Aspergillaceae. Bases 1 to 1362 code for a protein of 453 amino acids. Gene Ontology annotation, biological process: amino acid transmembrane transport. Gene Ontology annotation, cellular component: vacuolar membrane.